AUGGUCCUUCGUAUGCGCCUCGCCCGCUUCGGGCGCACGAACGAGCCCUUCUACAACAUUGUCGUCACACACGCCAGGACCGCGCGGAACAGCAAGCCUCUCGAGGUCAUCGGCACGUACGACCCCAUCCCACGAAAGGAUCCCUACGACCCCGACCGCAAGCCGCACAAGAACAUCAAGCUCGACACAUUGCGCGCGAGGUACUGGAUCGGUGUUGGUGUGCAACCCAGUGACCCGGUAUGGAGGUUGAUGUCCAUGAUUGGUCUCAUCGAGCCCCAAUACGGACCCAACGGCAUCAAGAACAAAAACUCGGCGGCGAAGGCGUUGACACAGCCGCUCGAGAGUCCGGCUGCGACACAGUGA
Messenger RNA from Verticillium nonalfalfae, 363 nucleotides. RefSeq names its product 37S ribosomal protein S16, mitochondrial (gene MRPS16). Gene Ontology annotation, biological process: mitochondrial translation. The record is from RefSeq and is a predicted model, not a curated record. Gene Ontology annotation, cellular component: ribosome; mitochondrial small ribosomal subunit. Gene Ontology annotation, molecular function: structural constituent of ribosome. The transcript has 3 exons. Lineage: Eukaryota; Fungi; Ascomycota; Sordariomycetes; Glomerellales; Plectosphaerellaceae. The coding region runs from base 1 to 363 and encodes 120 amino acids.